Trachemys scripta elegans is the source of this 4072-nucleotide messenger RNA. RefSeq names its product integral membrane protein 2C (gene ITM2C). Lineage: Eukaryota; Metazoa; Chordata; Testudines; Emydidae. The record is from RefSeq and is a predicted model, not a curated record. Gene Ontology annotation, biological process: negative regulation of amyloid precursor protein biosynthetic process. Gene Ontology annotation, cellular component: Golgi apparatus; plasma membrane; extracellular exosome. The coding region runs from base 335 to 1132 and encodes 265 amino acids. The transcript is spliced from 6 exons. Gene Ontology annotation, molecular function: amyloid-beta binding.
GACGCUGUAACUUUUUCAUGUAUGUGCUUCCGAUCAGCUCCUGCAGCGCAAAAGGCGCCCUGCAAACCCAGCGCGCUGGGAAACGCUGUAGGUGUGUUGCAAGGAAGGAGCUCCUCUUCUCCCCCAUCCCCUGGAGCCAGAAACCCAGGGGCGCCGUUUCCACCCAGAGAGGCCAGUUUCACAACCCGGCGCGGGUCCCCGGAGGGGGAGCACGGAGCGGCCAUUAACUCUUGCAGGGCCUGACUUGCGGCGCCUGCGCUGGUGCUGCUGGGUGUGAGCAGCGGCGCGAGCGGGCUGUCCCGGGGCGCAGCGCCGAGCCGAGCCGAGCCGAGCCAUGGUGAAGAUCAGCUUCCCGCAGCCGGCGGCCGGGCUCAAGCCGGAGAAGGCGGCAGAGGGCGAUGGGGCCAAUUCGGAAAUUCUUCUGCCUCCGUGCGGGGAGGAGGAGGAGCAGCCUCUCCCAAUGCAAACAAGGAGGUCGUCUCUCAGUGGGUUAUGCUACUUGACUAUGGGCCUCAUUGUUUUGCUCCUGGGCCUUGUGUUUGCAUCCAUGUAUGUCUACAGAUAUUUCUUCAUUACCCAGUUUCCACAGCUUCCCCGGGAGAGCGUGUUCCACUGUGGGGUCCUCUUCGAAGACUCUCUCUACUCGCCAUUUAAGGGGCAGUUGGAGUUGCAUGAGGAUGUGAAGAUUUACAUUGAGGAGAACUAUGAGCAGAUCAACAUCCCAGUUCCCCAGUUUGGGGGGAGUGACCCUGCAGAUAUAAUCCACGAUUUCCAGCGGGGAUUGACUGCCUAUCAUGACAUAGCCCUGGAUAAAUGCUAUGUCAUUGAACUGAACACCACUAUUGUGAUGCCACCUCGCAAUCUCUGGGAAUUGCUGGUUAAUAUGAAGAAAGGAACGUACCUGCCUCAGACGUACAUAAUCCAAGAGGAGAUGAUCGUUACAGAGCAUGUCAAUGACAUGGAGCAGCUUGGCUCCUUUAUCUACCGCCUGUGCAACGGCAAAGAGACUUACAGGCUGAAGCGGAGGACUGCUAGGAGACGUAUCAAUCGACGUGAGGCUGGAAACUGUAAUCACAUUCGCCACUUUGAAAACACUUUUGUGGUUGAAACUGUUAUCUGCAAAAAGUCAUGAAGCAGCUCUUCAAACGUAACCCUCCUCUGCUUUGCUUGCACAAACGGAUCCUCUCCUUAGAAGUGAUCAUCUGUCUUACUUUUUUACUCUCCCCUGCUUGGGCAGCACUAACUUCUCCGAUCCCUUGUGAUUAUACAUUGGACUCUAUUGUCUCUGUACUGUAUGUACUACUUACUUGGGACUCUUCGUUGGGCUUAAAUUUACACAGUAAACCAAAAUGCAACUCAGAAUAGACUCAGCCAUUUGUGAACACAGCAGGACAGGAAUCCCAUCAUGGAGGAUACAUGCUCUGGGAAGUGUGGGGAUGGAAAUGAAGGGUAAGAAUAGCAUGCAGUGUAGAAAUGUUUCAUCUGCUGGAAUCAGUGGGUGGUUUCAUGCAGACAUAAUGGUGGCACAGAAAAGCCAAAGUAAAAUAAUGCCAUUGAAGGGGGGUUACCAUUUGGAUGUAGUAACUAGCAGAACGCUGUUAGAUGCAGUAAGAAUACAGGUCUGAGGUUUGCAAAUGCUGCAUCUAGGGAAGUUCUGCACAUAGAGAAUUUCUGCCAAACUAAGUAAUAACUCUUAGUGUAAAUUCUUGUUCCAAGUCAUCCAGUGAGCGUGCCUGCUAAGAGCCUAUUUCACAAACAACAAAUGAAGCCUUUACACACUCCUUGUGCACAUUGCUCUGAAAUUAUCUCACAGUGUACUUUUCUGAGCAAGGACUAUCUGAUUCUGUACCCAUUGACCAUUCUGUGCCCCGCAGCUGAUCUGCAGGUGGGGGUAGGGUGGGGAGUGGGAGGGUGGAUUCUGGAAGGAGUCAAAGGCAAAAAAGUGUGACUAAAUUGAAUAGAGACUGAUUCAAGCUUCAUUGCUUCAUGACCACAAAGAAGUGAAUGGAACACAAGUGUAUAUUUAUAUCCCAGCACAAAUAAUAGGCCCAGCUUUGGGUAACUUUUGAUAGCACAUUGAUAUUUUCACCAGGAGGACACUGUUCUUCAGCAUUUAGCCCAACAUAUUGAGCGCAAACAUUUAUCUUUUUAUACUGGGCGGACAGGCCUUCACUUUCCACAUAUUUUCCUGAAGUAAAUAAAGGGGCAGAGCCUCAACUGGUGUAAAUUGUCAUCGCUCCAUUGCAGUCCUUUAAAUCAAUGGAACUAUGAAACUUUACACCGGUUAAGAAUCUGCCCCAUACAGUUCUAACUACUGCAAUCCAUAUUUUAAAAAAAAAGAUUCCAUACUUAUUUUCUAUCUGAAUAUCUCCACUGGUCUCACAUUAUCAGAGGCUUGUGGUCCUAUCCCAUUUCACAUAUCCCUUCUCUGUCUGACAGUCUGAGCUAUGGGGUACUCCCCUUCUCCCUGGGGCCUGGAGGCAGACCAGCUAAUUGGUUGUAUGCUAGGGGCAAGGAACAGCCCUUCAUUGGAAUUCGGCAGAGUUCUCUGCCUCCAUUUUUAUGCAAGUGGUAUGUUAAGGGGGUCUGCUUCUUUGGGGACUUUGAAGAUCUUAAUGUAAUAGUUAAGCAGCUUUUUCAUUUUUUUUUUUUUUUUAACAUUCAUUUUCCUUACUUUAACCUGCCAGGAUCUUUAAUGUGUCCCUGGCCCAUCGUGCAAGCGCAAGCAGUGACCCCAGCUUCAGAGCUUGUAGAGGUAGCAGCAUCAGUGUGAACAGUCUGUGUUUUUUGAGAGAGUUCUCUUGUAUAGUGUGAAACAGUCCUCCUUUUGUAGCAUCACAAGCACUUACGUGGGCUAUUUUUAUGCCAAUAAGUAUUGUCUAGCCAUAGUACAAUCUUGCAGAACUAACUGGCAUGUUAAAAGAGACCACUCAACACCCAUAUAGUUUUUUUUAAAAAUGCUGAACUACAGAUGUGAUGGAAUCCUUGUAUAGACAUUGAAACAAGACCAAGAUUUGGUUGAUCAAUAUAGUGCAUAGAAAUAGUGUGAACUGAACUGCAUGUCUAUUGAUCAGCAAAAAAAAAAAAAAAGAAAAGUAUUUUUCACUUUGCUCCAUAACUAUAGUUAAAAUUAAGUAGGCCCUUGAAACGCAGGCAGUUUUUUGUUUUUGCUUGUGUGAAUGGAGUUAAUUUCAAAUUGGCACAGUCUUUUUAAUUGGUUUCCAGCAAAUCUGGACUUGUUCCCCAUCUGUUGAAAUGAGCUUAAUGUUUUAGAAAGAGGAAAGAUAAAGUAAAAGCAAGUACAAUCAUUAACUCAGCAGAACCAAAAAAAAAGAGAUGUUUUGUGAUAGACAACUUUAAAGUAGUAAUGCUGUGAAUUAAUUAUAUGAAACCAAAAGCAGAAGUUUUAGGCAAGCAUGCAGCACAACGGUAAUUUGUCUGUCCUGAGAUAUUGAGGGUUAUUUUUUAUAUAAACCUAUAUAAAGAAAUUGUUAAAUUUUAACCUGUCAGAAUGCAGAUUUUUUUUUUAGACUUACUCUAAUGUUUAAGUUUAUGGAAAAUGAAAAGUCCUGUACAAUUCACACAGCUUAGUAAGGUAUGUUUCCCCCAACACCAGUAGGGUAUGUGCUUUAUGUAUAAUUAGAUUUUUCAAAACACAAAAUUCUCUCUUUUGUCCUAACUCUACUUUGCAAAGUGGAUCACUAAUGUAUAUUGGGAGUGGGGGAGGGAAAUGAGCAAAUAUCAGUUUGCUUGAUGCAAAUACAGCAAACUGGUAAAUUUAAGCCCUGCAUUUAUUUUUGCUUUUAGGAAUCUCAGCCAACCUGCACUCAGGUGGAAAUAUAAACUUUUUUCCCUUUUCCUUCUGAUUCUGCAUGUUUUAACUGGUCAUUAAAUAUGCUAACUAUGUGCAAUCCAUGAACUUAAGAACAAGGCCUUAGUUCUUUAGCGUGAACUAAAGUAAUCACAGUUCAUAGGAUCAAAACAGCAGUUGUCUAGUAACAAAACUUAAAAUGCUUUGUAUAUUUUGUCUGUUAGAGAAAUCUGACCUGUUAAUAAAAUCUUUUACCUCUGA